Colletotrichum orchidophilum is the source of this 3720-nucleotide messenger RNA. Its product is annotated as F-box domain-containing protein. Gene Ontology annotation, molecular function: protein binding. The coding region runs from base 1 to 3720 and encodes 1239 amino acids. NCBI's taxonomy places the organism in Eukaryota, Fungi, Ascomycota, Sordariomycetes, Glomerellales, Glomerellaceae. The transcript is spliced from 2 exons. The record is from RefSeq and is a predicted model, not a curated record.
AUGGACAGCAGCACUGACGCCGGCGGACAUGGGGAAGUGGGAUCACGGCCGUCCAUUGACAAACCCCCCAUCCUGGCCCCGGAUCCCGCUUUUGAUCGCCUCCCCGACGAGAUUAUCCAACAGAUCUUGCAGCUAACCGACCCCGACUCCUUUGCGUCCCUCGUCCUUCUCAAUUCGAAAUGGCGAUCUGUCGCCCAGCAGGCCCAGCUCUACGCCCUCCACCUCUUCAAAUGCGAAUCCUAUGCCUCGAGCCAUCCUCACUUUCGCGAAGCCGACGUCCACGAUGAAGAUCUCCCGCGCCUUAGGCGACUUUUUGCCAGAGAGGUCAAGCGCAACCUCUUCGAAGCAUACUUGCGACCUCGUGAGACCGUAAUAAAGUUGAUAUCCAACUCUAUUAGCUCCUCUUCGUGCCCUGGCGGCGAGGGAAUGCAAUUUAGCCCGUCGCCCCGCGGUCACCACGUCCUAGCCUACAACUCAUCUCGGAUCUACGUUCUCGAUGUGCGGGGGAAGGAUAUCGAUGUCAAGAGGGAGUUCAAGAUCUUGCGUCGUCCUGUUUCAACCUGUAUCAAGGACGACGGCACCAUGCUGGCUGUGUUGUCUUCCGAAAUGCAAGUCGACCUCUAUGACCUUGAGCAGUCACCACCGCGCCGCACCCAAUCCCUGAUCUUGGACCAUGCCCCGCGCACUAUUGCCCUCUCGCCGUGCGGUUCUGUCCUGGCUGCUGCGUACGAGGGAGGCAUUGAAGUAUCCCUGGUCAACCCCGGUGCGCUACCUACAGAUAGAAGAGCUGUAAAGUGCGACGGAGUCGACGCCUUGUCCUUCUCGUUCGACGGCACCCAGAUUCUCGGAACAACAAUUCACUCUUCGCCACCUACCACAGUGAUCCUUACAGCUCCGUACUAUGACCCUGGCAACCAAAUGGCCGACGAUAGCAUCAGCGCGCUUUGGACUACGUCUAUCUUGUUUCCCAAUACGAGCCGUGACUGCAGUCAUGCGGUGCUGUUGCAAGACUCUGGACAGGAAGAGGCGAGCUGGACGUUCACAUACGAUCGUAGCUUCGAGACCUUCAGGGCUGUUCGCAUUGAAGAUCUGAGGAACGGAACGACAUAUUUCACGGGACCAAAACCUGACCCAGGAUCCCAAGCCAAGCUCACACCUUGCACUCUACCCGCAGCGACUUUUCACGGGGAUCUUGUCAGCGCUGGGUUUCAAGGGAAAGAUAUUUGGCUUUAUGGUGUCCCCGAAGACCUCGACGCUGUGCCCGAGUUCAACUCCUCAGGCGCUGAUGGACUGUCAGUCUUGGCUGCACAAGGAAGGAGAAACAGCGGACCUCCAUCGCGCUCGUCAUCAUCCCGCGCGCAAGAAAACCCGCGGAUUCCUCAAUGGCAAAUGUUGUGCGAUAAGCUCCGCAACACUUUUAUCUGGGGUGCCAAGAUUGCCGAACUCGACGGUGUCAGCACGGUGAAAUGGGUUGCGGGAUUCGGCCAGACAUCGGCACAGGAGCGUCUAGUCAUUGCAGCCCGCGGCAUCUCUCCAGGAAAGUCUGUCGUCGAGGAGGACGAUAUUGACUUCAUCGAUGGCGGCAGAGUAACUCUGCUCGAUUUCGACUACAGUAUUGAAGAUGGUCUCCGAACGGAGAUUGAGAUUGAAGUGGGUACCAAAGAGCCCGAGGUGCUUGAAGAGGAGCAAAGAGACAUCGACACCGAAGUAGCCAUUGUGCGUCGUAGGACCGUGGCUCAGAAGCGGGGAGAUCGCGGUGCCUUGAUGCGUGCAGCUACGAGUGCUGCAGCCCGGAGUAACCCUUUGCCCUCAAUGCCACCGAUGCCGCCCAUGCCACAACCUAGAGAAGGAUCGGAACCCAGCAACGACAAUGGUGAGGAUGAUCCUCUGGUUCCAAGAAGAAUUGGAGCAACCCCACGGAUCAAUGUCCAAGAACCAUCCUCGCCUUCAGUGCCUGGGGCAGGCGAAACUGCCUCGAUGAUUGGAGAAGAAGAGGCAGAAGAGGCCGUGGAAGCGCCUUACUCGCAUGACGGACCCCGCUCUACCAACACUCUCCGUCGCGCCGCCACUGCUGCUGCCAUGAACCGAAGCCGCAACCCGCAGCCACCGGCCGCCGGACCAGUAGAGUAUCGGCGAGCUGACGGCCGACGCGAGCAUCCCCACGAGAGUGACGCUGACAACUGGGUUCCACCUCCGCCUCCCUAUCAAAAGGAUGAUCCCGGUGAUUUGCCGUCUUUCCUACGGAACGCUGUCAUCACACCUGGCGGCGUGCAGAUUCAGAGUCAGCCAGCGAGGACCCAAACAGCCGCACCUGCCAUCGGUGCAUCAGCAUGGGCACUUCCAACACGACCAGCUCUGUCGCAAACGUCGGGCCGCCCUCUGAGUUACCAGGAGCCGGUCACCAGCCCUCCGGCUAAUGCCAGCCACCAUCUGCGUAUAGCUAGUGACUCGACGCUCAUGAGCCGGCCGCGCACUGCAGACUCGGCAACUCGUCCGACGUCCAGCCCUUCGGCCCACGCUGAUCUUGACGACGAUAUUUACGACGUCUCACCGCCGGAUUCUCCCCGGAUGGCUGCAAGAAGACAGAGCGAAAUUGAAGCCAUGUCGCCAGAAAACCAGCGGAUGGUCAGCCAGGUUUCAGAGGCUCGGCCACCAAGUACUGAGACACAUCAAGAUUCUGAGGCAGUUUCUCCCGAACAACCGGUUGUCUCCCCCGCCCCGCAGCAGGUUCAGCCCCCUCCCUCACUAGGAUUGGAAAUUCCGUCGGCUACCUCUGCAAACACUGCGGAGCUGCGACAGUCGCAAUCAGCGUCUGGCACCGAUUUACCGUUGGUCCGGCGCCUUUCCAAUGCGUCAACCUGGCCUAGAUCUGCGCAGCCAGGUAACGGGCCUCAUCUUCGUCCAGAGGGCGGUCCCUUGAAUAGCCAUCCCUACUCUGCUCCUGCGACUGACGCAAGAGUUGAAGACAUUGUGGGAUCUGCACUACCGCCGUUCCCCAUGGCAGAUCAGUUGGCCAGUCUGAGGAACCAUGAGCAGCUGCCUCCAUCGAGACGCUUUUCUGGAAACUUUAGCUCAGUCCAGCGCGUGCCAGUCGGAAGCCGCCGGCCUGGAUCUCGCCGGGCGUCUGUGCCGCAGCCUGUCUUGCAGCCUGCUUCUCAAGCCCAGGAACAAGCUCAGGGCCAGAGUCAAGCUAUCGGCCCGCAGUUCGAAGACCAGCCGUUGAUCAUCAGCACGCCUAGCGGCGUCACUGGCGCAUUCGAUGCGCCUACUUGUCAGCAAUCGAACCGCAGGACUGAGAUGCCCUUACUGGCCCCGAUCCCGCGUCACCCACACCCAACUCAAUCAGGUCCGGUACAACCCACUGUGGAACGCCUCGAAACGAUCUACAGUGUCAACUCCACAAAUCGACCACCAAAUGCUGAAGCUUCUGGCAGCAGGAGUCUCAUGCCAGCUUGGCUACAAGCACCAUCGACGUCGUCUGCGGGUCGACAGUCGCAUUCAUCGGUGAACAGGAGGCCCAGUCGUGCCGAGCGGAGUGCGGCUAAGAACAUCAAGGAUGCCAAACGGCGCGGCUGGAAUGGCUCCCAAAAGAAGAAGAAAAAGAAGAAGCAGGUCGAUCAUGAGGUCGCCAGUUCUACUGCGUGGACAGAAGUUUCCACGUCUAGUAGAAAUGUAGCUCAUGGCAAAUCAGAGAAGGAUAAGAAAUGCAUUGUGAUGUGA